UUGCGCUGUAGAAUCAUACAAAAACAUCAUGAAGUCGUUGUUAGUUGUUUUAUUAGCAGCUUUAGCUGUUUAUCAAUGCUCUGGUAUGGAAAUGACAUUAAGAACUAAGAAAUAUGCCGAACACUUACCACCAACAAAUUACACAGAAUUAUGUGAACUGUGUGGGUUUACCCGAACUCCACAUAAAUAUAACUGUCACCUGAGUGUGGUCUGCGAUUGGGCAGGUAAAGAAGUUCACAUACAACCAUGCGUAGAUGAAAAACAGAUGUGGGGAGCAGGUUGCUCUUUCUGUACCAACUAUAGAGGAGCACCUUAUACCACACUUUGUAAAUUUGACGAAUUGAACAACCCCUGUUAUGGAAAUGACAAGCGACCGGUUCCAGAUGGAUUAACAUGCAAUGGCUUUCACCAAUGUUCUGCAAAUGGCAACCACAUUGAACAUGCAACUUGUGCUGAUGGCCAGAAGUUUGAUUUUGAACAGAGAGCUUGUGUUGCAGACAUCGAAGGACUCUGUAGUGGAACAGUUACUGCUAAACCAAGACGAAAGCAAUAUAAUGCUACCUGUGAUGAAGUUCCCGGCGAUAUCCACAGUCAAUCAAUAACAGAGUUUUAUGAAGAUACCAUGGAAUACCGUACAACUAAUGUCUCAUGCCCAGCUUCCAUGGUAUUUGAUAAAAGUUUAAUAGGGACACCGUUUUGUUGCAAUGAAAUGGAUAAAGUAGAAUACACUGAAUGUGAACCCAACAAUUUAGUUCGAGCCUCUUCUAGAGAUGAGCCCAGCUCAUGGAAACAAUCUCUAUCUGGACAUUUGACCCCAUUCAGUAAAAUUGAAGGUGACGCCAUGAUAGUCAACGAUCCAUCAAACCCAUUCAAUGGUUGGGCCUAUUUUGAUGGAUCCACCUCAUUUGAUGCCAAGAAGAUGUCGAACAACGAAUUGAGAUUCUUUUGGAAUAUGACCUUCGACUUCCAAUGUGGUAAUAUGGAUGCAUCCGGCAGAGUUAAUGUUGGAAUGCAGAGAAAUGGUGUCAAUGGUAAUCCUAACCCACGGGUAGCUUUAAUUGAUAAUAGUGCUUGUGAUAUCUACGCCACUUAUGGUUGUCAUCUUAUUUUGGAUUCUUUAAGCAGUGGUGCUGUCGAAUGUUUCGCCAAUAACCACACUGUUAGCACACAGAAUUUAGAUUUAAAUAUCCAAUACUCUGUUGAUUUCAAACGAGUUGGAAGUGAAGGAAUAAUGGAAGUUAAGCCAGCAAAUGGUGCUGUUAUCAGACGACAAUUUGUAUUCAAUGAUGAUGAGAUCAUUGAAGGACGAGAUUGUGAUAUGACUAUUGGUAAAGGAGUUGGUCAAAGAAACUUUAUUGGAUUCAUUGACAAUGUGAUGUUCUAUAAAAACUGUGAAUACUAAAGGAAAAAAAGCAUAUUUCAAACACUCGAUUGUCUCCAACUUCUACCAAAUCGAUGUGAUCAUUUAUUUUUUAUAUUUCUUUUUCAUUAAUUGGCCAAAAUAAACAAUUUAAUACAUUUUUGUGUUUUGAAUAAUGUAUUUUAUAUGUAAUAAUGAACUUCGAUUAAUAACAGAUGUUAAUUCU
Molecule: messenger RNA, 1586 nt
Organism: Lottia gigantea (owl limpet)
Lineage: Eukaryota; Metazoa; Mollusca; Gastropoda; Lottiidae
Exons: 9
Coding region: 29-1402 (457 amino acids)
Cellular component (GO): extracellular region
Molecular function (GO): chitin binding
Source: RefSeq, a predicted model, not a curated record